Messenger RNA from Venturia canescens, 3969 nucleotides. RefSeq names its product parathyroid hormone/parathyroid hormone-related peptide receptor-like. Gene Ontology annotation, molecular function: G protein-coupled peptide receptor activity; peptide hormone binding. The record is from RefSeq and is a predicted model, not a curated record. Gene Ontology annotation, biological process: cell surface receptor signaling pathway; adenylate cyclase-modulating G protein-coupled receptor signaling pathway. Bases 1031 to 2773 code for a protein of 580 amino acids. NCBI's taxonomy places the organism in Eukaryota, Metazoa, Arthropoda, Insecta, Hymenoptera, Ichneumonidae. The transcript is spliced from 13 exons. Gene Ontology annotation, cellular component: plasma membrane.
CAGCGGACGAGAGCGUUUCGAGAACACCAGAGUGCGUUUCUUUUUUCAAUUGUGUCCGUCGUAAACAACGCGAAAGUAGUACAUAAAUAAAGUACAAACAUGUGGUUACAAAGAAAUUAAUAACUUUUAAUCAUAAAUAAUUGACGAACAAGGAAUGAAAAAAUGAUGACAAAUCUUUCUAACACUGUUCGAGUCUAGUGAGGAUAUAAAUUGGUGUCUUGCUUCUCACGCCUUCGCAAUGCAAAUUCAAAAUUCAUCGACAAAUCGUUUAACUGCAAAAUUGUAACCAAACACUAAGUUUACUUUUCUGAAAAAAUGUCUCUGAACUUUCGAACUGUUCGAAUCACUGAACCGAGGAAUUGAACUCUCAUGUCAUUAUGGAUUAAGUGUGAAAAUAAAUGAGUGAACAAAUAUUUGGGCUGUCGAGAUUAUGAUUGAUAUGUCGAGCUGUUUCUCUUGAACAAGAAUAAUACACAGUGAAUUUUCGCUUUAAGUCAAAAAAGGCUUUUGAGGCGAAGACACGCGUUUAUAUUUUGGCAUAAAAACCACGGAAUGAUGUGUUGAAAUGGAAUUCUUCGUUUCGCGAAUUUUCAAAACCCCCGCAGUCUGAGUGUACAGUAUAACAGUGCGGCAGCCAGCGCGACAACAUUCGUUUGAACCAAACGUGCUGAAAAAUAUACGCUGCUAUUCCAAUUAUUGAUGAAUUAUUUUAAUAAACUCCAAAAAGAUUCGACACUUUGAAAAUCUGCUUUCGAACAGUUUUUUAUUAAUUAAUUCCGUGAGUUAUUAUUUUAUCUGAGCAACAUCAUAUUUCCAACUAUGAGAGAAGUAACGUGUAAGGCUCGAUCUCAUCACUAUGAGACAUUGGAUUUUGAGAGGAUGAAAUCAGACAGUUAGAUAUGUGUUAGAACGAAACGAUUGCUAAAAUCACAAAAAACGGUUUAUGUGGAUCGGGUUUCCAGAAUACCUCAAUCGUUGAGAGAGCAAUACCUCCACUAACGUCAAAACUUGAAGACCUUCAACUAGCAGCAUGGCUACUCACGAAAACGUCGAUUUCAAUAGUCCGAGCAUUCAACAGGAAAUGCUGAAGAUUCAAUCUCAGCGCUGCCACGAUGGUCUCGUCGAAGCUCCAGGAUGGUGUCCCGAGACUUGGGAUGGCAUACAUUGCUGGCAUUCCACAGCUCCGGGGGAAAUAUCGGUUCAAGCCUGCCCCCAUUAUAUCGCAGGAUUUGACUUGCAGGCAAACGCUUCGAAAACUUGUAUGAGCAACGGCCAAUGGUACUGGAGCCUUGAAAUGAACAGUAGCUGGACUAAUUAUACUCAGUGCUAUCAUGCACCUCUAGUCACGGUAUUCAUGGAUUUUCCGGAUGUUCAAUCCGACAACGCAACACUUAUCAAGGAAUAUCUGCCCAUCAUCAAAAAAAUUUCAACAGUCGGUUAUGCAGUGUCGUUCUCAACCCUCGUCGUAGCUUUUUUAAUACUCGCAACGAUCAAGAAGUUGAGAUGUCCAAGGAACAUUCUUCACAUGCACCUGUUUGCAUCGUUCAUGACUCGAGCUUUCAUGGCGCUAAUGAAAGAAGUUCUUUUCGUUUCGGGCCUCGGUUUGGCAUCGGAUGUUUUCAUUAAAAAUGGGGAGAGUUAUUGGGUGGACAACAAGGUCGAAAGCAAUUGGCAAUGCAAAGCUUUCACGAGUUUAUGGCAAUACUUCAUCUUGGCUAAUUAUUCAUGGAUCCUAAUGGAGGGUCUUUAUCUCCACAAUCUCGUAUUCAACGCUCUUUUCACGGAUUCGAAUUCGAGUAUAGCAGCUUACGCUGUUUUGGGAUGGGGAUUGCCUGCCAUUUUCGUUCUGCCCUGGGUCAUUAUACGGGCCACCCUCGAAGAUACUUAUUGUUGGACUACCAAUGACAAUCCAUUUCUUUUCUUACCAAUUCGCCUACCCACCAUUCUAUCAAUUUUAAUCAAUUUCAUUCUCUUCGUCAACAUAGUCAGAGUUCUCUUGUCCAAAUUGAAAUCUACCGUGUCUGAAGAGACUCAACGUUAUAAACGAUGGGCCAGAAGUACGCUCGUCCUGGUGCCACUUUUCGGGGUACACUAUACAGUUUUCCUUGGCAUGUCUUAUAGCAUGGGAGUCAACGAAAAAGUCGAACUAGUUUGGCUAUUCUGCGAUCAGCUGUUUGCUUCUUUCCAGGGUUCGUUUGUUGCGGUGCUGUACUGUUUCCUGAACGGUGAAGUACGAGCCGAGGUAUCACGAGCCAUAAGGAGUCGUCGAUGGCCACGUUUUCGGCAAUCGCGUUGGCGCCAGCGACCAUCGGCACAUUCGAGCAGCACGUGUAGCUGCAACGGCACAAAGCUAGCCAAUAGUCAAAUCGGUUCAAAGUGGUGGACGAGACCCUGGUUAUGUUUCUUCCACGACGCUGAUGCUCAUCGCUCCACUCACUCGAUGGCGAGUACACAAGAUGCGGCAACGCGAGGCGGAAGUCUAGCUAGCAGUCGUGGCUAUUUGGAGAUCGUGAACCACGGUCCUAAUAUUCCGGAAUCGGAUAAUCGGAUUUCCAGAACAAUUCCUAACCAUGCAGGCUCGUCGACAUUGUGCAGCAAAUAUACGGAUCAAUCGCUCCUCUCCUUUUAUUCCAACGCAUCCGAAAGUUCUAUCCGCGCACUCCCGAUGAACGGGCGCAGCGAAAAGGUUCCAAAUCAACACAGAUGGAGUGAUUCCGAGUGCUGCAGCCUGGCGUUCGAACUUCACAAUCUCCAACAACAAACGCUUCCUUGACUGGUCGUCCUACGGCGAGCGAAUGAUCGUUUCUGACAAAAAUCUACGAAACGUGUGAUCGAAACGGCUUUGUGAGUUUUGAGCGACCAACAGUCCAAAAACGACUCGGAAGUUCGUACUGUGGUGUUUACAAGCAUAUGUACUAAUCGUGCGUUAUAGUAACGCCGGACUGCGAGACGAUCUGACAUAUCGAUCGAGCAACGGGAAAGAAUGUUGACAUUCGAACUUCGCUCGUUGUUCUUAUGAAAACCGAAUAACACUGCGACGAUUAUGCGCUGCAUUUUAAAAAUGCGAAUGUUCCGUUUUCUUAUUGUUGAUCAAUAGAAAUACGGCACGUUUACAGCUUUUUCAACCAUUUCAUUGUGAUUGUAUAAGGACUUUGAAAAAUUGUUUCAUCUUCGAUAUAAGAAUUGUGUUAAUUGCAAAAGUUUCCAAAUAUGAAGUAUGACGAACAGUGAUACUGCCCAAAAGCGUGAACUUAUCAACAUGAGAAGAGACUUAAUUUCCGCGACAUUUGAUCGAUUAUAAUUUAUCCAUUGAUGAAAAAAAAACCAAGCCCACGUAAAAUCGGACAUUCGUCGACAUGCUUUAUACAGAAAUAGUUCAAAGUGUGUUUCCUUCCCUAUUAUUAGUUUAUCAAAAAUGUUUUAAACAAAAGUUUCAAGGCCGUCAUAACCACCCUAUUUUUUUAUCGGUGGAGAUGCUUCAAAGAUUUGAAGGUCACCUUUGUUUUUUUUUUAUGGCAAGCUAUAUUUUUUAUAGCGUAAUACUGUAGAGUAUCGAAUUCUGAGCAAAAAAUGAUUUACCUUUAUUUCCUUUAUUAACCAUAAACCUAAUGUAGGUAUCGAGUAAUUUCACUUUUUAACUUGUAAACUUGUAAACACUUGGUUGAUCACUGUUUUUAUUUCUUACGAAAGAGCACACAUGACUCAAAAAUGAGAUCUGUGCACAUUUUUCUACGAAUCCAAAUACAGGAAAUUGACACGAUUUGAUUAUUUUCAUUAACAAUCGCUCGACGUUUGACUCGUGUUUGUUUUACUAUACCGAAGCGACAGAAACUGUCAGCUAAUCGCUUUAAGGAGGUUGAAGCGUAUCUUAUGUUAAAACUAUUUUCCAACUUUGCACAUUAAAAAUUUUUAAACAGAAAGCUUAAGACAGUAUUAAACUUCUGGCGGGAUAUGCCAAUGAUUCACCGU